Messenger RNA from Schistosoma intercalatum, 3761 nucleotides. NCBI's taxonomy places the organism in Eukaryota, Metazoa, Platyhelminthes, Trematoda, Strigeidida, Schistosomatidae. The record is from the annotation of a GenBank genome assembly.
GGGAGUUUCGGUUUCGCAUUCGCUGAGUAACCUCAUCAUAGGUAGAAAUGGGUGAUCAGGCGGCGGUGCGUAUUAUGUCUUUUAAGAAUGCUGGCAAGAGUGCAGACGAGAUGCGACGUCGUCGUCAGGAAGGGCAAGUGGAACUUCGCAAGAACAAACGAGAAGAAACACUUCAAAAGAAAAGGAACAUUCCUACUGGAACUAAUGGACCACAGACGGCUAAUGAUCCCGUUGACACAGAAAUCGAUGGGACUGGAAAGUCUACGUUACUAAAUCUGGAAUCCAUAGUAGCGAAUGCUGAGAAUGAAGAUCCAGCUGUCAGAUUGUUGGUCGUUCAGUCAGCUCGUAAGCUUCUUUCCAGUGAUCGGAAUCCUCCUAUUGACGAGCUUAUAAAUGCUGGUAUGCUACCAAAGUUGGUCGCCUGUCUGACAAGUGAAGAUCCCAAUCUUCAAUUUGAAGCUGCCUGGGCCUUGACGAAUAUUGCAUCCGGCACAUCUGGACAGACUCUAGCUGUUGUUCAAGCAGGAGCCGUACCACGUUUUCUAAAGCUGCUGUCUUCUUCACACCCUAAUGUUUGCGAACAGGCUGUUUGGGCCUUAGGUAAUAUAAUCGGAGAUGGUCCUGUAUUAAGGGAUUACGUAAUCAAAUUGGAUGUCAUAAAACCACUAUUAAAGCUCUUAACACCAAAUAUACCAUUGAACUUCCUACGCAAUGUCACCUGGGUGAUGGUCAACCUUUGUCGCAACAAGGACCCUCCUCCUCCUGCCUCAGCUAUCAGAGAACUUCUCCCGGCUCUCUUAUAUUUAAUAAAACACACCGAUGAUAGUAUUCUCGUCGACACUGUUUGGGCUAUAUCUUAUCUAACUGACGGUGGAAACGAUCAAAUCGAAAUGGUUAUAAAUGCAGAGAUAGUGCCUCAUUUGGUUCCAUUGUUAUCACAUUCAAGUUUCAAGGUGCAAACUGCUGCGUUGCGUGCCGUUGGAAAUAUAGUUACAGGUUCAGACCAACAAACUCAAGUUGUUUUGGAUUGUGGAGCUCUAAGUCAUUUUGCAUCUUUGUUGACUCACCCGAGAGAUAAAAUUAACAAAGAAGCUGUCUGGUUUCUAUCCAAUAUUACUGCAGGGAACCAAAGUCAAGUCCAAGCUGUGAUAGACCAUGGACUAGUCCCGUUAAUUAUCCAUCAUCUGGCUGAAAGCGAGUUCUUGACACAAAAAGAAGCUGCAUGGGCUAUCUCGAAUCUAGCGAUCAACGGAAAUGCUGAACAGGUAAGGUACGUCAUCGACCAACGCGUUAUUCCUCCGCUUUGUAAAAUGUUAAAUACCAGAGAUGUCCAGGUCGCUCAAGUUGUUUUGGAUGGAAUAUCAAAUAUAUUGGCAGCAGCUGGCGAUAACUUGGAACAGGUCACAACUGCAAUCGAAGAAUGUGGUGGGUUGGAUCUUAUCGAAGCUCUUCAAGAACAUACAAAUAUCGAUAUAUAUCGUUUGGCAUAUGACAUAAUCGAACGAUAUUUUAACGAAGGGGUAAGUUAUAUUUUUGGGAUAAUUAUCGCCUCAAGCUCUAUGAUUAGCAUAGAUGGUGUAUCUAUACAAGAAAUUACUUGAUUUAUUGUCAAACUUUGUUGUAAUCUUAUCCACUGAAAAACAUACUAUUAAUAUUCUGAUAAACCAAUACUAAAAGAAAUAGCAUAAAUAGUCGUGUCUAGAAAGCUACUAAUAUUAGCUCAUUUGUUGUAGGUUAAACUUCAGGAGUUCUGUACGGGGCUUAGGUUAAUGAAAAGACACUCAUCGUAACCUUGUUGUUAAACAUAUGAAUAAACAGCAAUAAAAUGCCUUACUCCUGAGCACCUAGAAGCUAUUAUUAACAGAGUUCUUUUUAAAAAUACUUGGUUCUCAGGUAACUGGUAUUAUUUUGUAUUUUUCAACCGAAGUAGUUAGAAUGUUGGCCUUCAAUGUCUAACCUGGAGUUUUUGUAAGAAUCUCCGUAGAUUUAAACGACAUUCCCCAGUUUCAUUGAGUUUACCUGAACUUAUGAUUCACGCUUUUAAAAUCAUGCACCAAUCCAUUGUUGAUCAGAAUAACCAAAAUAUUUAGAAAUUCAUGGUAAGGAUUUCUCACUCCCAAAAAUAACUGAUGAGCUCUGUUUUCAGAAAAUCCAUCUAUUUGUUUGUGGAGCACCCUCUUUCUUCAAUUGAAUGCUUUUUCAUUAUGGAUUCACUAAUUUCGAUACAUGUAAUUUUUUACUAUUUACAGAUGAUUGACGAUCCAAAUACAACUGGGGUUGCUGAAGAUGAACAUUUGGGUGAUUUUAUCUCGGUACCACAAGUUCCAGCUACUUUCCAGUUUGACGCUGAUCAGUGUAACACUGAUGCUACUAGAGGGUUCGAUUUCUAGUUAAUUAACGUAGCCGCUAUAAUGUAAUGGUUUAUGGAAGUAAGAUUUUGGUCUUUAAAUCACUUAGGUUAUUUCCUUCGUAUUAAUUACAUCAGUGCGUGUCACAAUUAAUAUUUUGACUUUCAUUUUAUCAUCCGUAGUUUAUACAUUAUCUAUGGCUCAAAUUAUUUUGAUAUGCUCCGACCUUCAAUGGAAUUCCGCUUGUUUAUUACCUUUCACAAUGCUUUCCUUUCUCACGAUCCGUAACAGGUCUUACAUUCAUAUUUUCAUAAAUUCUUGCCUUUGAUAGCCAACCUAGUAGAAUGAUCUAACAACCGCCCCUCCUGUUUUGCAUUUAAUUAAAGCCGUUCAUGCGGUUGUUGCUGUACUGUUCCAUUCCUCUUAGUUCUCAACCAUUAGAACAAAAAUCUUUCUAUUUCGUUAGCUCAUUCGUUUUUGUUUCACAUUUUAUCCAUCCAAGAUUUUGCUCCAAGGUCCCCGUCUGUUGCAUUGCUAAUUCUUCAGGAUUUUCCUUAGAUUCAUUUUGUAUGUCUGUAUAAAACUUUAUGGUUGCCUUGGCUGUUUGCCUAUUCCUAUUUAUUUAUUUAUUCAUGAUUGUUUGGUUUUAUCUCACCUGUUUUUUUGAUCAUGUUAGUAUGUCUUCCUAGUUUUUUUCAUUUUGGGUUAACUCAAUACUAUCGUAAUGAAUUGUUUGAGCUAACCUUUCAAUCAGUCUGAGUUUAGCCUUCAUUUUUUUCACCAAUCAGAUUCUCAAUUUUUCCUGGUGUGACUGUGUAACUUAUUACUUUGCCUUUGUCUUUCGGUACCUCUGUACCUAUUUGCCUUUUCUGUGUAUUUGUCCAUUGCACUACCUUCUUUUGGUCUUCCGCGUUACUAUUGAUUUUGAAUUUCCGAACUUUUGUGGCAUGUCUGUGAUCUUUAAAUAGUAUUGUUUGGUUCCACUCUAUUUCUCAUUUUAGUCGUUUUACUUAGCCUUUGUUAUACUGAGUUCAUCUGUUUUUGGCUUCUACCUUGUCUUUCUUAUCUUCCGUCUCUAAGAUUUUUGUGUUCAACAAAAUGAAUACCUUUCUUGGUUUUUACUGCUGCCUGUCUGUAUAUAUCUUCUAUUUUGUCCCCAAGCAUUGUCCUUUUCAAACUUUCCAUUCCUAUUUUGUCUUUUCGGGCGGUUGUGUAUCUAUUUUUGCCAUUUCUAAUUUUGCUUCACUCAUAUUUCCUGAACUUUUUUCUUCGAAACUACCAAAAUGCUAAACACAGUUUGUUUACCUGUCAUUAAAUGCGCAGGACUAUGUCGGGAGUUGUACGCAAAACGUUUGUAAUCGAUUUCACUGAACUGUUAAUUGUUAAAUACAUGUGUUAUUGUGAGUAAUCCUU